UGACCAGGAUAAAUGAUGAAAAGCAUAAUCAAAUGAUGAGAGAUAACAUGUUCUUUAAGCCCUGGUGAGAAAACUCACUAUUAAUUAAAAUAAGCAUAAUUAAAAAAAAAAAAAAGGAAUAAAUAAUGAGCAUCUAACAGUCACGGUGUUUGCUGUUUUUAGCUUCAGUCACAUCUUUCUUCUGAUUAUUUCAGCUUUUCUGAAGGCUUCACCAGGUUGGCCACAUCCAGCAGGGUGAAAGUCCACUUUCCUUUGUGCGCAUGUGUGUGAGAGAGCAAGAAAAAGUGAGCGGAGGCGUGGCACUCCCCCUGGAUUUACCUCCUGCAGCUCUCAUUCACAGACACUGCUCUGCCGGGGCGACUCUUCAGCUGAGACAUGAGUGGACGAUUCGGAGACCUGAGCCCAAAGCAGGCUGAGAGUCUCUCUGAGUUUCGGGAGAGGAUUCAGGAUGUCCUCCCCAGCCUACCGGCUCACCAUGACCACUACCUCCUCCGCUGGCUCCGAGCUCGUAACUUCAAUGUUCAGAAAUCAGAAAACAUGAUCAGAAAGCAUGUGGAGUUCAGGAAGCAGAUGAAAGUGGACACCAUCAUAACUGACUGGAAACCUCCAGAGGUGAUUGAGAAGUAUGUAUCCGGUGGGAUGUGUGGCUACGAUCGAGAGGGGAGUCCCAUCUGGUACGAUGUGAUUGGUCCUCUGGACCCCAAAGGACUGCUGCUGUCAGCAACCAAACAGGACUUCCUGAAGACCAAGAUCAGACACAUUGAGACGCUGCAGCGAGAGUGUCAGAGGCAGUCUGAGAAGCUUGGGAAGAACAUCGAGUCCAUCACUCUGAUUUAUGACUGUGAAGGAUUAGGACUGAAGCACAUUUGGAAACCUGCUAUUGAGACUUAUGGGGAGAUCCUCACCAUGUAUGAAGAAAACUAUCCUGAGGGGCUAAAAAGGGUGCUUCUCAUUAAAGCUCCCAAAUUGUUUCCGAUGGCCUACAACCUGAUCAAACACUUUCUGUGUGAGGAAACACGACGGAAAAUCAUGGUUUUAGGAAGUAACUGGCAGGAAGUGCUGCGCAAGCACAUCGACCCAGACCAGCUUCCUGUUGUGUACGGAGGGACCUUGACCGACCCUGAUGGGGACCCUAGCUGCAGAACCAUGAUCAACUACGGUGGUACUGUUCCCAAGCUGUACUACGUGCAGGAAUCUGUGAAGGUCCAGUAUGACAGCAGCGUUACCGUUGGCCGUGGAUCAAGCUUGCAGCUGGAGUACGAUGUCCCUGCUCCCAGCAGCCUCCUGAGGUGGCAGUUUGCCAGUGAUGGAGCAGACAUCGGGUUUGGAGUGUACAGGCGCACCAAGGACGGCAGGAGUCAGAAGGUAGCUGAGAUGAUGCAGGUUCUUCCUAGCGAACGCUACAAUGCUCACCUGGUCCCUGAAGACAGCUGUCUCACCUGCAAUGAACCAGGAGUCUAUGUGCUGUGUUUUGACAACAGCUACAGCAUCCUCCAGUCCAAGAAGGUGAGCUACAAUGUGGAAGUCAUUCCUCCUCCAGACGAAGAGAUGCCGACUGCAUGCAGCAGUGGGGACUUGACGCUGCAGUGAGGACGUAGCCACCUGAAACAUCUCAGAUUUUCAUCAACAGCGGCGGACAGUAAAAUUCACAGUUGCCUCAUGCCAGCUGGAUUAACCUCAGCAUCUCUCAGUGCAUUGCGUAUUAGUUUCUAAUUGUUUGGACCCUUAAUUAUGAAGCUAAUUAAUACAAGGAUGAGGAACAAUACUGUGAAUGUAGUGCAUUAAAACUUUGACGGUGCAAAAAAGAACUGAACUAUGGAGGUCUUACAAGCAGUUAAGUUGACAAUCUGUAGUUAUUAAAGCAUACAUUGACAAAACAAGAAAAUGGUGAAAUUCACAAUUCAAUGAUUUGUGAUCAUUUUCCAGACUAAAUUGUUUAGUUUUGAUUUAAGUGCCUGCAAGGUUAAGAUCAUGGACACAAGACAUAAUUAUAUGUUCUUUACUAAAGAAUGAAUCUUUGUAUUGUGCUGCAGUCUAUACUGCCACCUACAGGCCAGUUUUGGGUGUAUUCAAGGUCACAAUAGCAGCUCCCUCACAUUAUCUGGCUGUGCUUCCAGCACUUUAUUGAUGUUACUUUGGUACAGAACACAGCUUUAUAAAUGUCUGGCAAAUGUCUCUUCCUGAAAUUACAAACUAAAGAAAAAAAUGUAAAACCACUGAAAUGUUUGAAAACCAGUGUAUACAUUUUCCUCCUUGUACAUUUUUAUGUCCUCUGUAGCUGUUUUUGUCUGCCUGUAGCAGUUGUGUACAUCUUCAGAAUGCUUAACUUUUGCUCAAAUGUGUUUCUAGUUGAUUUUUCCAUCCAUUGUGGUGAUAAUUUUGAGCAACACUAGAUGUAUAAUCUAUCCAUGAAACUACCUGACUGAUCUUUUUGUGUUAAACCGUCUUUGAUAGCAGCCAAAAAAAAAAAAAACGAGAGAGAUAGACAGCACUGAAAUAUUGGUUUUUCCAUGUUAAGUUGUUAAAAUAGAAAAUAGAUUGUUUUGAGUAACAAGCUAGAAACUGUUGAGGCAUGUCGUAAAUAUAUUUGAAUUUAUGAACACUUCAUUAUAUAAAGGUUAACUACGUUGUUGUAUUGCAAUAAAAAUAAAUAAUGUCUAAAUGUGCCAAAUAAAUUUUAAAAUUGCUUCCCAAACCCUA
Molecule: messenger RNA, 2700 nt
Organism: Girardinichthys multiradiatus
Lineage: Eukaryota; Metazoa; Chordata; Actinopteri; Cyprinodontiformes; Goodeidae
Gene: sec14l7
Product: SEC14-like lipid binding 7
Exons: 12
Coding region: 376-1590 (404 amino acids)
Cellular component (GO): cytoplasm
Source: RefSeq, a predicted model, not a curated record